CCCCCAGGCCCAUGGCCUCUCGCCUCUCUCCAAGGUGAAGCAGAAGAGACGGGAACCCAGUCCCCUCUUGGCACCCCAAAACGCAGGAGAGUUUCUUGCCAGUCCCCAGCUGCAUCCCCAGCGGUACUGAGCCGGCCACUCUCAUGGCUGCUGCUGACCCCAUUCUGCCCCCUGAGGAGGUGGCUUUGCUGGAGCUGGGGAAGGUGGCCCUGGCUGCCCCGCUGGACAAGGUACCACCAGCCCCGGAUGAACACCCAGGGGACCCUGAUGCCACCCUGCCAUGGGACCGGUGCCAGCACAGUGCCCAGGGCCAGUCAGAGCCCACGGAGACGAAGAGGCGCUCAAGUCCUGAAGGGGGCCAUGAAGAUCUGGAGGAGGCUGCUCUCACCUACCCCCCAGCUGAGGCCAAAGACGAGGAAGCCCCCGGGCUGCCCGUGAUGGCGGCCCACGUCUUUGUGCCCAUCGACCCACAGUGCAUUGAGCGGACACCCGGCAAGCAGAAGCAGCAACCCGCCCCAUGGCCCCGGGAGGAGGGCGGCAAGGGGGACUAUGUCCCCCACAGCGACAGACCCGACAGCCUCCGCCAGAAGCAGGUCUUCCUUCCCAUCGGCCCCUCGCACUACAGGGACCCACUGGGCUUUGAGGGGCGAGUGGCCAAGCCACCGACCGAGGGGCCACAGUGCCCAUGUGCCAGGGACUGCAGCACCGGCAACCUCAAGGCCGUGGCCUCGGUGGGGGGGGCCCUGCUCCCCUGCCCCCGCCCCCUGUACUGA
Aptenodytes forsteri (emperor penguin) is the source of this 773-nucleotide messenger RNA. Its product is annotated as transmembrane protein 79-like. Lineage: Eukaryota; Metazoa; Chordata; Aves; Sphenisciformes; Spheniscidae. The coding region runs from base 144 to 773 and encodes 209 amino acids. The transcript is spliced from 3 exons. The record is from RefSeq and is a predicted model, not a curated record.